GACGAGCGCUUCCAGACCGACGACAGCAGGAGUACCAAGCAGCAGCCCAAGCAGCAGCUGUCCAAGGCCAUGGAGCACAUGCGCUUCGCCGUCACCGUCGACCCCGUCCCCCAGGCCGCCGCGACGGCCGCGACCUCGCCGCCGCCCGCGACCGGGAUGGAAAACGACGCAUACGGCGUCCCCGCGGCCAUCCAGCCGCUCCGCAACCCCGCGAGCCGCUCGCACGACCCGUCCAACAACCAGAAGCGGUCCGACCCCUUCUCGUUUGGCAGCCGCGUGCUCGAGGAGGGCGACAACAUCUUCGAGUUCAACGCGUGGGACAAUGUCAGCGUCGACGACACGUACAAGGCCUUUAGCGAGACGCAGUUCGACGCCCAGCGCGCCGCCCCCGUGUCCGACUUUGACAAGAAGCGCUUCAACGACGCGCCCGAGAAGUGGUGGAACACCUUCUACAAGAACAACAAGACCAACUUCUUCAAGAACCGCAAGUGGCUGGCGCAGGAGUUCCCCGUCCUGAGCGAGAUAGGCGCGGCGCACGCGCCCGCCGCCACCGUGCUCGAGGUCGGCGCUGGCGCCGGCAACUCUGCCUUUCCCAUCCUGCAGACGAGCAGCAACCCGCGGCUGAAGAUCCACGCCUGCGACUUUAGCAAAAAGGCCGUCGAGCUGAUCCGCGGGCACGAGCUGUACAACGCGGACCUGAUCCAGGCCGACGUGUGGGACGUGGCCGCCAGCCCGGACAGCGACAACGGCGGGCUCCCGCCGGGCCUCGCCGAGGGCUCCGUCGACGUCGUGCUCAUGAUCUUCGUCUUCUCCGCGCUCAGCCCGCGCCAGUGGGACCAGGCCGUGCGCAACGUCUGGCGCGUGCUCAAGCCCGGCGGCCAGGUGCUGUUCCGCGACUACGGCCGCGGCGAUCUCGCCCAGGUGCGCUUCAAAAAGGGCCGCUACAUGGAGGAGAACUUUUACGUGCGCGGCGACGGCACGCGCGUCUACUUCUUCGAGCAGGACGAGCUCGAGUCCAUCUGGCGCGGCACUCGGCGCGCCACAGGCGACGCGGACGCAGCUGCAGACACGCACCCCCGGCCGGCCUUUGACGUCGCGCACUUUGGCGUCGACAGACGCAUGCUGGUCAACCGCCAGCGGCGCCUGAAAAUGUACAGGUGCUGGAUGCAGGCCGUCUUCAAAAAGCCCAGCACAGACAACGGCCUGCAAAGCAGCGUGCCAACGAGCACGCUACGGCAGGACAAG
Molecule: messenger RNA, 1245 nt
Organism: Didymella exigua CBS 183.55
Lineage: Eukaryota; Fungi; Ascomycota; Dothideomycetes; Pleosporales; Didymellaceae
Product: methyltransferase
Exons: 1
Molecular function (GO): tRNA (cytidine-N3)-methyltransferase activity
Source: RefSeq, a predicted model, not a curated record